GACAUUUUAUCAUUUUUUUCCAGCAUACCAAAACCAACUGAUAUAAAUGUGUCGGAACAAAUGCGAAGGACUGCUACUCUGAAAGAGCACCCUUAUUCUUCGCAUAUUUCUCGGUUUGCCAUGUUUCCAUCGUUCCUCUCCCCAGAUGACCCAGAAAGGGGAGUCAGAGCUGCUUCACAGAGUUUCUUAAACCCUCUCAUCCCAAACAAACCUCCUGACGUCACUGUGCUCAGCAAAACUAUAGGAGGUCGGUACAGACAUGAGGUCUUGGAAAACCCAGUUAAAACUAGGAAAAUGGCUGUUUCAUGGACAGGAGAAAAUGGAUUUUUGGAUCAUCCAAAGCCGAUAGAAGGGGAGAAACAGAUUUUCUACCCAGCUCCUCCAAAGACAGUACUGCCCAACCCAAAACUCAGAGACUGGGAUCUGUCAUUAUCAGAGCGCACAAGCAACAUUCUGAAAAACCUGGAGAGGAAACUCUGGAUCACCUCUUACCAGGUAGACUUUACCGGGCCUGCAAACCCUUUGAAGACUAAUGAUUUUAAGGAGAAAAUAAGUACCCUUACUGGGAUUAAUCUGCACUCUGUUCCUCUGAGAGAAAGGUCCUAUCCUGUAUUAUUUCCAUCAAAACCCGAAGGAGGACAUGAACGAAGACAGCAGAACAAACUGAGUGAAAGCUCCUUUAUCGGCAAUUCUUCUGGACUCCAGUUGCCAGCUGCAAAUCAGAUCACUGCUUCAUCUUAUAAAAACCAACAACAGCCCCAAGAGCUGAUGACUAAUUGUAAUGAAGCUGCAGAUAUGCCUCAACUGGGUCACAGUCAAUCAGAGUCCAAAACUGACUUCACAGAUGCACAGCACACUAUGUACCUGGAGAUCCUUCAAAAGCAACAACCUCAGAGUAAAAGCACUGUUGGUCAUGCCAGAGAAGGAGAAAAUCGCAAAGUCCGAUUUAAUGAACGUCCAAAGCAAGAAUCUCAAUCAAAGAGCAGCCAAGAUGUUGCUCUCCACCUGUCAAACAUGCAACAACACUUCGACCCGAACAGUCAGCUGUAUUCCCAGAGACAGGCAAAGGUAAGUAGCGAGAGAAACUCAAUAGAGCUGCAAAAAGAUGAUCCACCAAGCAAAAAAGAACAGCUAAACUCUCUCCCUAAUGCCAGUAUCCUGCAAUGGCCUCCUGUCCUGCCAGGUAUUCCUGGUACAAACAGCCUUGAGACUGAGGGUAGGACAGGCACAGCUCACAGUCUUCUAGACCUCCAAAACUCAUUCAGCAAGUCAGAGGCACAUCAAAGAUUCAGUAGCUCCAUCACUCAUGCUGCUGUGAACCUGAGGAACAAUGUAGUCACCGGGAAAAGGCACACCUUUUAUGGGAUCAACUGCAACCAUAUCCAUGGAUGAAUAUGAACACUGAUUUUCUACCCGUGUGAUAUUUGGUCACAACCAGCUAACAUUUAAUGAUAAUAUACAACAUGGACCUAAACUAGCAGCAACUCUCUCAAGCACACUUUUCUGGGAGUCAGAUCCUUGUUGCAAAUUGUCUUUAAACAUCUUCACAAACAUAUCUUUAUGAUGCUGUUGUUCAUUAAUACAUCUCACAGUCCUUUACUGAACAGUUGUAGUUAUACUAAGAAUAGAUGACAUGCAGUUGGACUUUACUUACUAAAAUAAA
Girardinichthys multiradiatus is the source of this 1663-nucleotide messenger RNA. RefSeq lists its product as uncharacterized. Gene Ontology annotation, cellular component: centrosome. Lineage: Eukaryota; Metazoa; Chordata; Actinopteri; Cyprinodontiformes; Goodeidae. The transcript is spliced from 6 exons. Bases 61 to 1392 code for a protein of 443 amino acids. The record is from RefSeq and is a predicted model, not a curated record.